AAAAAUCGGACAAAACAUCAGCAUCACGGUUAAAAAUGGCGUUCGGACUAGCUGCGUUUUCUUACAUUGUUGCAUUAAUUAUCGACGCAUUUUUAAUAUUCUUUUCGAUAUUUCACGUCAUUGCCUUCGACGAAUUAAAAACAGAGUACAAAAAUCCAAUCGAUCAAUGCAACAGUCUAAACCCGCUUGUCGUACCAGAGUACCUCCUGCACGUUUUUUUUAACGUCCUCUUCUUGAUAGCCGGCGAAUGGUUCUCCUUAAUUUUGAACCUUCCUUUGCUCGUCUAUCACUUCCUCAGGUUUCGCAACAGGCCUGUGAUGUCUGAACUCGGUCUUUACGAUCCUACAACUAUAAUGAACGCCUCUGACUUAACGAGAUGUCAACGAGAAGGCUGGGUCAAACUGGCGUUUUAUCUUUUGUCGUUUUUUUACUACCUUUACGGAAUGAUCAGCUCCCUCAUUCAAUGAGCCAAUCUCAUUGUCAGCAAUCAUAAUCAUGGUUCCAUUUUAACAUCCAACUAACCACUAGAGAUUAAUAUUAAAUAAGUCUUACGUGCGUAUAAAUUCAGGCAAGACAUCUGUUUGAAUACAAACGAUGUAAAAUGUGUAUAAAUAUGCAGAACUCUUUGUGUUUAUAAAUAAUUAAUUGUGUAACGUGCGUAAUUUGGUGAAUGUCUGAAUCAUUUCUUUUGUACCAUUGCAUUCGUUUCCUUGAAGUUUCAUUGAUUCGUUUGACUUUUGGGUGGAGAGUGAAAAAGUUGUUAAUAAUAAGUAGGUAUUUAUUUGCGUUACUUAAUUUUAUCUUAUCACUACCUGAACCGUGCGUUUAAUUUCUUAAUUUUCCAAUCUGUUGCCACAGUUGUAGUAUUAAUAUACAAAAAAUUAGAAAAUGUUGAUUUUCAGUGAAGCUAGAAGCUAGACGAACAAAUUUUUAAGUGAGAAAUUUUAUAAAUUAUAAGUGAUGAUGUAUUAAUACCCGGUACAAUGAAAAAUCUAGGGUGUCGGCAGAUUUGUGUGUUUUGUAUUCUCACAGUAUGGUCAGUACACGUUUUAAGAAAGUGAUAUUCUAUUUUUGCAACUGCGAAAUCAGCUCUACCUCUUUAUGU
Molecule: messenger RNA, 1105 nt
Organism: Diprion similis
Lineage: Eukaryota; Metazoa; Arthropoda; Insecta; Hymenoptera; Diprionidae
Gene: cni
Product: protein cornichon
Exons: 4
Coding region: 36-467 (143 amino acids)
Biological process (GO): endoplasmic reticulum to Golgi vesicle-mediated transport
Cellular component (GO): endoplasmic reticulum membrane; COPII-coated ER to Golgi transport vesicle
Source: RefSeq, a predicted model, not a curated record